AUGGAUUCUUCUGAAUGGCUGGGGUCGGGAGGGAGGUGCUUGUGAUGGAGAUACAUGUAAAGAUGCGCUUCUCCCCCUCAGUGCUCUACAGCUCGAGCACACAACGGUGCUAUAGUUCAACAUGAACGCUCUUUACAUCCUAUUAUCAUUUGAAUCGUGCACGGCUCGUUUUUUUCCAUGCAUUGUACGAUUUUUACACGUCUAAUUGAUGAUGAUGGCUGUACGUUUAUACCGCUGCGCAGGCGCAGUGCAGUUUCGUGUGUUUUUAUUUUUCUGUUGCUGUUGCUUACAUUUGGCUUUAAUUUGCACUGCACAUGAUGAUGUCCGUGAAGAUGGACGUUGGCAUGGCGACACGCGCAUCCAUGACAACCUGGAGCGCUAUAUAACUUAUCCACAGUGGAUCAGCCCAGUCAGACAUAAAAGAUCUCAUGUGGCAAACAAGCAUCUGUCUGAGGCGGAGGUCAAGAUUGCCGUAGCGGGAGAAGAUCUGAUUCUACAACUCCAGAGGAAUGAGGAGCUGUUUUCACCUGAAUAUCAAGAGAUAUGGUACGAUCCAAAUGGAAUCCGUCAGUUUUCCAGACCAUCCAUCAGGGACCACUGUUAUUAUCAUGGGACAGUCAAAGGGUUUCAGGGGUCCAGUGUGGUCCUCAGUACCUGUGAUGGACUCAGGGGCAUGAUAACAGUCAACCAUAGCGUGAGCUACAUGAUCGAACCGCUGGCUAACCAAACACGCUCUCAGGGACAUGCUGUAUACAACACUCAGAACCUGAAACUACCGGUGGGCACCUGCGGACAUCACCAUGGAGACGGGAAUCACACGGAAAGCCUUCAAGAGCUGAUGGAUGUAAUUGCGUAUCAUGGGCACAGGGACAGAAGAGAUGUCAGCAGCAGCAUGAAAUACGUAGAGCUGAUGGUGGUGGCGGAUCACGCUGAGUUUGUCAAACAUGGUCGAGACAUUGAAAGGACCAAGGCGAAGCUGGUUGAAGCUGCUAACUUUGUGGAUAAGUAUUACAAAACACUGAACAUCCGUGUGGCACUGAUCUGGCUGGAGAUCUGGAACAAUCAAGACAAGAUCAUUGUGACUGAUAACCCCUACAGCACCCUGGGGGCAUUUCUGACCUGGAGGAGGAAACAGCUCCCAAAUCUGCCCAAUGACAACGCUCAGCUUAUAACGGGUGUUUCAUUUCGAGGCACCAUCAUUGGUCUGGCACCUCUUAAAGCCAUGUGUUCUGAUUACCAGUCAGGUGGAGUCAACUCGGACCACUCUGACAGCGCGGUUGGCAUCGCCGCCACCGUGGCUCAUGAGAUGGGCCAUAACUUUGGCAUGAGCCAUGACACUGCACGCUGCUGUCUCGCUCAGCCUGAGGAAGGCGGCUGCAUCAUGGCUGCUGCCACAGGGGAUCCGUUUCCUCGUGUCUUUAACCCGUGCAAUCAAAGGGAGCUGAACGGGUACCUGAUCUCGGGCGGAGGGAAGUGUUUGUUCAACCCUCCCAACACCAGAGUGAUGUACGGAGGUCAGCGCUGUGGAAACGGAUACUUGGAGGAAGGAGAAGAGUGUGACUGUGGAACAGUGGAGGAGUGUUCGAGUCCAUGUUGUAAUGCCAACAACUGCACGCUGAAGAUCGGAGCGGAGUGUGCGCAUGGAGUUUGCUGCCACGAGUGCAAGCUGAAUAGCCCAGGAGUGAUGUGCCGACCUCCAUCAGGUUCAUGUGACCUGCCCGAAUACUGUGAUGGGAAAUCGGAGUCCUGCCCGGCUAACUUGUACCUGAUGGAUGGCAGCAGUUGUGCGAGGGGCAAGGCCUACUGUUACACGGGCAUGUGUCUGACCCUGGAGCAACAGUGCCUCUCUCUCUGGGGCAAAGAUGCCCUUCCUGCUCCUGAUCUUUGCUUUACUAAAGUAAAUGAAGCUGGUGAUUCGUUUGGAAACUGUGGAAGCGAUCUGAUGGGUACAUACAGGAGCUGCAAUGAGAGAAAUGCUAAGUGCGGGAAGAUUCAGUGCCUGAGUUCUGCCAGCAAACCUAUAGAGUCCAACGCUGUGGCUAUUGACACCAGCAUCCACACUGGAGCAGAAGAUAAGAAGAUCUUAUGCAGAGGGACACAUGUUUACCGGCAGGGGCAGGGUGACACUCUAGACCCAGGUUUGGCUCUGACCGGGACCAAAUGUGGGGACAAUGCGAUGUGUUUUGAUGGUGAAUGCCGCAAUACAUCCUUCCUGCAUACAGACGAAUGCAAUGCCAAAUGUCAUGGUAAAGGGCUUUGCAAUAACAACCACAACUGUCAUUGUGACUCGGGAUGGUCACCACCAUUUUGUGAUAAAUCGGGUUCAGGAGGCAGCGUGGACAGCGGACCUGUAAUCACACACGGCAGCUUUUAUCUUGUACUGGUCCCCCUUGUACUGGUGGUUUUUAUUUUGGCUUUUCUUGGUGUCGGUUUGCACUACUAUAGAAAGAAGCCCCAGCCCAACAAAGGCAGCGUCCCUCCAAAGAAUCAAAUAUGCAUCAACGUUCCAGAUCCCCACAAGUCAAAAAGUCGUAAGACGGGUCACACCAACCCAGUGUUCCAGCCAAAGAAACCUCACGCUGAUGAACAGAAGGUCAGUCCUCGGGCAAGUCCUACUAGUUCAUCCAGAUCCAGACAUUCUGUCGUCCGUCCCGCUGUAAAACCUCCUCCAAUCCCAGCCUACACCCAAUAUCUGCAUUCAGAGACCCGACCAUCCCCAUCCGUUCCUCCCAAAACAAGACCAGCCCCUCCCAACAGACCCCCUCCGCCCUGUCCCGUGACCAAACCUUCCCGAACCCCAGAGACAUUUCCUAAGAAUGGCUUGCCAGUAUCAGCAGCCAUAAUGCAGAAUGGGAAAUUCAAUCUAACGCCCCCUUCUGGACACUUGCAAAAUGUCAGGUUCCAAAGGGACAUUUCUGGAAAGAGUUGAGUCUCAGCGAUGCUCACCAAUCAGGUCUGCACCUUUUAAGAUGUCAUUAAGAGUGACCAAUCAGAACGCCUCACUCAAAGUGAUGCCCGCCUUAUUGACUCUUAUUGAACAGAAUUGUGGAAACCUGCAAACUUCGGCUGUACCCCCGUACAGCUCCUCUGUUCCGGUGCCAUAUUCCAUUUCUUAUUUUAUGUGUAUUUAUUACUUGGACAUCAGAAGAAACAGCUAUGAAGUAUGGCAUUCUAAUUAAAUAAGAGCAUGGGCCAUUUGAAACAAUAUCUUGCAGCAAGAAUAUGAAUUAUAAUUUUUUUGCACAAAGUAUCAUAUAAAUAGAGUAAAGUGUAAGAUGGAAGCAAACUAACUGCAUAUGAUAUUUACAGUCUGUCUGGUUCGUAUGUAACAAACAGGUUUGUCAUUAACCUGCACUGCCUAUUGUUGUUGAGUACUGUGUUAAUCUGUACUCAGGAAACUUAUCUUAAAAGUAGAAUGAAGAUAAGGUCAUAAAGAUGUUUUUUAUAGCAAAUACUCAGAUGAACUACAGAUGGACUGUAUGGCUGUGUGUUCUUUUUAUGUUCAGUUCUGUGUAAAUGUGUACUGUACAGUAACAGGUAAAACUAACCUGUAUGGGGUGUUUGCAAUGAUGCUGGAUAGAUAUUGUGGAAGAGAAAUCCAUUAGGCUACUCCUGGUGCUUUGAUUCUAAAAUCUCAUAUGGGAGAACAACCUUUUGAAAUAUCACUUGAUUAAUUGUUCUUCUUAACAAGGGCAUUAACCCAGGGAAUGUAUUUGGGGUUUAAAAACCUAAAUCAUGUUCAUGUGUAUCCCUAGAAAAUGUUCAAAUAUUGUUUGUUUUAUCUUUAUUGUUUGGGGCAUAUGAUGAUAAUAGCACCUCUCAAGCUUCAUGUUUUGUUUUAGGGGACUGUGACCAUACUGGAUUUCUGCCUUUAAAUAGUCAAACUGUUAUUUAUUUAUAGUGUAAAGAUGCAAUGAUGCCUUAAUGAAACUGAUCAACAUUACAUGAAUGCUAUUAUUGAUAAUGUUUAUUAUCAAAGGUUGGCUUAUUGUGGGUGUAAAGUUGGCCCGAUAUUGCAGACUGCAUAGGAACAGGAAAACUGCACUGCAAUUUUUAUUGUUUCAGUUUAAAAAAUUUCAGUUCAAAAUAAUUUCUUCCUAUGCAAAAUAGGCUGUAAUACAGUGCCUUCCAUGUCAUAUCAGAAAUAAAUUUCCAUCAGUAAAUCGUGAUGUUUCCCAUUGUAUUAUUUACUGGAAUGGAAUGUACUAUAGUUACCCGAUAAGCAUUUUGUUCUUUGUGUGUCAUAAAAAGCCAUGUUUCUCAACAUUGUUGUUGAGAACAGUUGAGAAGCUGUUGGGAAAUUACAAAUUUCACAUGGCAGGGCACUUGCCAUAAUUGUCAUUAUUUUAAUAAUGAAAACAGAGUAUAUGUGUUUAACACAAUCUAAACCCUUU
Triplophysa rosa is the source of this 4394-nucleotide messenger RNA. It is a transcript of the gene adam19b, whose product is annotated as ADAM metallopeptidase domain 19b. Bases 209 to 2929 code for a protein of 906 amino acids. The record is from RefSeq and is a predicted model, not a curated record. The transcript is spliced from 23 exons. NCBI's taxonomy places the organism in Eukaryota, Metazoa, Chordata, Actinopteri, Cypriniformes, Nemacheilidae. Gene Ontology annotation, molecular function: metalloendopeptidase activity. Gene Ontology annotation, biological process: membrane protein ectodomain proteolysis.